Messenger RNA from Paramuricea clavata, 1083 nucleotides. The record is from the annotation of a GenBank genome assembly. NCBI's taxonomy places the organism in Eukaryota, Metazoa, Cnidaria, Anthozoa, Malacalcyonacea, Plexauridae.
AUGAGUUCGCAGUUGUGGGCAAACUAUGAACAAAAAACUACGGUAAGACAGAAGCUGUUAACGGAGAAAGGAACGGCAAUUGACAUCCUUGCAAGAGAGCGAGGACCUCCAUGCAAUGAAUUGGCACAGAUACCAGAUUUGAAGAGUAUUCCCGACUUGUACUAUUUAUAUUAUGUACGAUUUGUUCCCCGUAGACGUAACAAUGGUGACAGUGAUAGUGAUUAUGGCUCUCACAGUACGCAGUACUUGUCCAGUCAAGCCAGCCUCAGCUUCUCUCGCAGUAACUGAAUAUCGAGUGUGUUACAUUCUCGUCCUUUGUGUGCUGUUUCCUCAUUGCUGCCAAACGUACCAAAACAAGCUUCAUUUUCCCCCAAGAGCUUGUCGAUAUCAACUAUGUUAAAACUUAGAAAAGUCGAAAAUAAUGAGUAAGUAUUAAUAAUCAGUAUAUAUUAAUAAUAUGAAGUAAGUAAGUAUUAAUAAUAACUAAAGUACAGUAAGUAUUAUAAGUUUUGCCUUUCUUAAAUGAGAGUGAAGUCACUGUGAUAGACAUUUUUAAGUUCGACAAAGAGUUUAUGACUUGGUCUGUGCUACCAGUGAAAGCAGACUUUGUAGUUUCCAAAGAGCAUUUCGGAGAGGGAGGGUUUAGAAGGGCUUAUAGAGCAACAAGUUCUACUGAUGAUUUCAAAGGCCAACAGUGGGUGGUCAAGAAAUAUUUACCUGCAAUCUUGGCAUGCUUACAGGAAACAGGACAAUCGGCUGAAGAUCACUCAAAGAAAAUUGUCCAGACCCAUAUGUUAGCUGGCAAUUUUGCGGAGCAGCUUCGGUCUUCUAUUGCCACCAAAUGCCUAAGUGAAUUUGGCACAACAUUUUCUUGCAACAAAGUUUAUAUGGGUAGGAUUGAGAGUUCAUCAGAAUAUGUCACCAUCGAGGAGUUCAUCGAAGGCAAAUUUCGAAAGUAUGUUAAUAAUGAUGGGACAAUUUGUGCAAGAGUGGAUGACUUGUCAUUGAAAGCUGAGUGCCUGGUUCAUUUAUGGUUCCACGUAAGGAAUGGGGAAUUAAUGUUACUAGACAUUCAAGGGGCAG